AUGAAGGAAGUGAGGAGGAUGCAGCAUGUGCUGAAGGUGGAGCUGAGGAGGGCCAAGGACUCCUCCAGGAGGAGGCUGGAGACCAAACUCCAGCAGAACAACAUGAGAGGACGCCGGCAGCCUAACAGGCCCCGGGGGAAACAAGCCGGCAUCAGGAACAGGUUGAGGCUACGAGCACACCGACCACCACUGCCCAGCAUCCUGCUCUCCAACGUCCAGUCCCUGGACAACAAGCUGGACGAGCUCAGCGCCAGGAUCAGGUGGUCCGAGUGGGGAACCACCCUGACCAUCGGCGCCCCCCAGCGCUGUGUGCUGGGCCCUCUGCUGGACUCACUGCACACCAAUGGCUGCCUGUCCACAUCACACUCUGACACCAUCACCAAUGACUCUGUCAAACCUCCCCAUGGACCAGCUGAACCCGGUCCAUCUGGACCAGCUGAACCCGGUCCAUCUGGACCUGAACCUGGUCCAUCUGGACCAGCUGAACCCGGUCCAUCUGGACCAGCUAAACCCGGUCCAUCUGGACCACCUGAACCCGGUCUAUCUGGAUCACCUGAACAUGGUCUAUCUGGACCACCUGAACCUGCUCUAUCUGGACCACCUGAACCCGGUCCAUCUGGACCACUGAACCUGGACCAUCUGGACCACCUGAACCUGCUCUAUCUGGACCACCUGAACCUGGUCCAUCUGGACCACCUGAACCUGCUCUAUCUGGACCACCUGAACCCGGUCUAUCUGGAUCACCUGAACAUGGUCUAUCUGGACCACCUGAACCCGGUCCAUCUGGACCACCUGAACCCGGUCUAUCUGGACCACCUGAACAUGGUCCAUCUGGACCACCUGAACCCGGUCCAUCUGGUCCAGCUGAACCUGCUCUAUCUGAACCACCUGAACCUGCUCCAUCUGGACCACCUGAACCCGGUCUAUCUGGACCAGCUGAACCCGGUCUAUCUGGAUCAGCUGAACCUGCUUGAACCUCCAGCAGACCUCCAGAUGUCCUGA
Messenger RNA from Stegastes partitus (bicolor damselfish), 1002 nucleotides. The record is from RefSeq and is a predicted model, not a curated record. NCBI's taxonomy places the organism in Eukaryota, Metazoa, Chordata, Actinopteri, Pomacentridae.